UUUGUGCAUUUUAAUACCACUGUGCGUCUGCGUCAAUGCCCACACGGAAUUGAAAUGGCGGAGACUGCGGACGGAAUGGAGAUUUCUCAGGGGGAGAGCUCGGCCAAGCCUGCAGCAGAAGACAUGACUUCUAAGGACUAUUACUUUGACUCAUAUGCCCACUUCGGUAUCCACGAGGAGAUGCUGAAAGAUGAGGUGCGCACCCUGACCUACCGGAACUCCAUGUUCCACAACAAGCACCUGUUCAAGGACAAGGUAGUGUUGGAUGUGGGCAGUGGGACUGGCAUCCUCUGCAUGUUCGCAGCUAAAGCUGGGGCCAAGAAAGUCAUAGGAAUUGAGUGCAGCAGUAUCUCUGACUACGCUGUGAAGAUUGUCAAGGCCAACAAAAUGGACCACAUUGUGACCAUCAUCAAGGGGAAGGUGGAGGAGGUGGACCUCCCUGUAGAGGGAGUGGACAUCAUCAUCUCAGAGUGGAUGGGCUACUGCCUCUUCUACGAGUCCAUGCUGAACACUGUCAUCUACGCCAGGGACAAGUGGCUGAAACCAGAGGGACUGAUUUUCCCAGACAGGGCUACCCUGUACGUCACAGCCAUUGAGGACAGGCAGUACAAGGACUAUAAAAUCCACUGUGAGAAUUCCUCUAAAUUUUGGGGGUGGGAGAACGUGUACGGCUUUGAUAUGUCCUGCAUCAAGGAGGUGGCCAUCAAGGAGCCCCUGGUGGACGUGGUGGACCCCAAACAGCUGGUCAGCAGCGCCUGCCUCAUCAAAGAGGUGGACAUCUACACGGUGAAGAUCGACGACCUGUCCUUCACCUCGCCCUUCUGCCUGCAGGUGAAGAGGAAUGACUACAUCCACGCCCUCGUCACCUACUUCAACAUCGAGUUCACGCGCUGUCACAAGAGGACAGGCUUCUCCACCAGUCCAGAGUCCCCCUACACCCACUGGAAGCAGACGGUAUUCUACCUGGACGACUAUCUGACUGUGAAGACUGGAGAGGAGAUUUUCGGGAACAUCAACAUGAAGCCCAAUGUCAAAAACAACAGAGACCUGGACUUCACCGUUGACAUAGACUUCAAGGGUCAGCUCUGUGAGGUGUCCAAGACCUCAGAGUACAGAAUGCGUUAGGUGCCCCCUUCUCCCAUACCCCAUUGUGUGUUUGUGAAAGGGGGAGUGCUGAAGGAAGAUCAGGGGUCAGUGUGUCUGUAUGAUCACUUAAUUCUCAUCCUCCAGAACUUGACUGGUACUCCUAAGCAAUGU
Molecule: messenger RNA, 1257 nt
Organism: Coregonus clupeaformis (lake whitefish)
Lineage: Eukaryota; Metazoa; Chordata; Actinopteri; Salmoniformes; Salmonidae
Gene: prmt1
Product: protein arginine methyltransferase 1
Exons: 10
Coding region: 55-1125 (356 amino acids)
Cellular component (GO): nucleus
Molecular function (GO): protein-arginine N-methyltransferase activity
Source: RefSeq, a predicted model, not a curated record